Molecule: messenger RNA, 750 nt
Organism: Papaver somniferum (opium poppy)
Lineage: Eukaryota; Viridiplantae; Streptophyta; Magnoliopsida; Ranunculales; Papaveraceae
Exons: 4
Coding region: 1-750 (249 amino acids)
Source: RefSeq, a predicted model, not a curated record
AUGUGUUUGUUAUUUAAGAGAAGGGAAGAAUCUGCUAAGUGGAAUCAAAAUUAUUUGGUCCCUGCUGUUGUUAAGUUGAUAAAUAAGAUACUUGACUUGGUUGGGAAGUUUGAUACAGAAGGAAGUGUGGUUGGACAGCUAAGGGGAUUACCUUGUCAACAUGCUGUAUGUGCAUUUAAACUGCUCAGGCCAAACUGGAAAGAGACCAUAUAUACAGAUGUUGUAAAUCCACUAGAAGACAUAAGUGAAUGGAACUGGGAAGAUAAGGCAUCCAUGGACAUCAACUUAAAGCCUCCUCCUUAUCAAAGAAAAACUGGAAGACCAGCAAAGAAGAGGAAGAGGAGCUAUGAUGAACCUGAAACUGUGGUGAAGAAAAGGAAAUGUGGAAAGUGUGGAUCUACUGCUGGUCAUAAUAAGAGAACCUGUGCUGGUGGUGAUGUUGGUAAAAACCCAACUGGAUUCAUGCCAAGCACCGAGUAUGAUGCUGCAAACUGCACCUUCACUAGUAGAGAUCAUCCUGAAAGUAACACUGCAAGGGGUAAAGCAAAGGUGAACAAAUCCAGAGGUACAUCUUCAUUUGUUGGUGAGUCAACAGGACCUAAAAACUUUGGAAGAGCACCAGCAGAACCUAGCACCCAUGGAUCUACACAAGAUGUUCUGAAUUUCAGUCAGAACUUUACUGGUAUUGGAUCUGUUAGUCAACAUAUUCCUGUCACAAAGGGAAAGCAAAGCAAGGCUAAGAAGAAGUAG